Messenger RNA from Zophobas morio, 756 nucleotides. RefSeq names its product ubiquitin-conjugating enzyme E2 S-like. The transcript is spliced from 6 exons. NCBI's taxonomy places the organism in Eukaryota, Metazoa, Arthropoda, Insecta, Coleoptera, Tenebrionidae. Bases 73 to 708 code for a protein of 211 amino acids. The record is from RefSeq and is a predicted model, not a curated record.
CACUUUCAAUAUCGCCCAGGGCGCAGUGGGGGACCCGAAUGUAUAAUUUUCUAAAAAGCUCAGAAAUAGAAAAUGGCUUCGAAAAGUCUAUUAUUACGGGAAAUACGAGGAAUUCUUAGUGAUCCCCUGGAAGGAGUACAUUUAAUAUUUAAUGAAAACAACUUAUUUGAAAUACAAGCGGUAAUUGACGGGCCAGUUGACACCCCUUAUGAAAAAGGGAAAUUCCGCGUUAAAUUAUUACUUGACAAAGAGUAUCCACAUUCUGCCCCAAAAGGCUACUUUCUUACAAAAAUAUUUCAUCCUAAUGUUUCACUCGCUGGAGAAAUUUGUGUUAACACUUUAAAAAAAGAUUGGUCCCCAAACUUAGGCAUUAGCCAUAUUUUAUUGACUAUUAAAUGUCUUCUUAUUGAGCCGAAUCCCGAGAGUGCACUUAACGAAGAUGCAGGUAAAUUACUUUUACAAAAGUACGAUGAGUAUGCGAAGCGAGCAAGGUUGAUGACCACCGUUCACGCUAUGGCGCAUUUUAAAGGUACUAAUAACGAAGUAGUAGAUAUAAACAGCGGAGAAGACUGCAAGGAUAAGAAUUUUGUUGUUUCUCAAAUGUUUUGCGAGAGAAACACCGGAAAUAGGUUAAAUGAAUGCCACAAUGGGAUCGCUGAAAUAAAGGCCGUUGACACUAAGAAGAAAAAGGGGCUAAAGCGCUUAUAAAGGAUUUUUUAUUUAAAGUCAUCAAUAAAUAAUUGUAUUACGCUAAAA